This is a messenger RNA of Penicillium samsonianum, 1410 nucleotides long. RefSeq lists its product as uncharacterized. NCBI's taxonomy places the organism in Eukaryota, Fungi, Ascomycota, Eurotiomycetes, Eurotiales, Aspergillaceae. Gene Ontology annotation, molecular function: heme binding; oxidoreductase activity. The coding region runs from base 1 to 1410 and encodes 469 amino acids. The record is from RefSeq and is a predicted model, not a curated record. Gene Ontology annotation, cellular component: endoplasmic reticulum. The transcript is spliced from 2 exons.
AUGGCAGCCGAGAUGGCGUUCAGUGUGGCCGAUGUCGCCGCCCACAAAGACAGAACUGACUUGUGGGUCAUAAUCCAUAGAAAAGUCUAUGACCUUACUAGAUACGUGCGAGACCACCCUGGUGGCAUGGAUGUCCUGUACGAUGUUGCUGGAUCUGAUGCGACCGAGGCAUAUGAUGAAGUCGGCCAUUCAGAGGAUGCGGAUGAUAUCUUGAAGACGUUUUUGAUUGGCACAGUUAAGGAUGCCCAAGAGAUAAAAGCCCCUAAGAAGGUUGUUCGCCUUGUCCAGCCAACUGCACCGAAGAAGGAGACUACUGGAGCAUCGGGUUCGUCUGCUGGCGCAGUUACCUUGGUGGUCAGCUCGCUUGCCAGUGUCUCGAUGCUCUACUUUGCUUCCCAGCAUCAUCUCAAACUACAAGACCUGUUGUCAAAUCUUCCUCUGCCAUCUUCGCCGUCGCUACUACCCGCGCCGACCCUUGCCCUGCCACAGGGAGGCUUCUCCGCCGGAUUUGCUGCUGCUACCUCCGUGUGUAUCACUAUUGGCGCCGUUCUUGCAGCCAAGCUUUCGACCAUCAUUCAGAUCGAGUCUGGAUUCACGAAAUACCCUUCUCAUUUGAAGGGCCGGCCUGUAGUGAAGGCGGAUCCUGGGGUUGCCCGGGGUUUCCUACAGCCUAAGGAAUACCAGGCUCUUCCCCUAGUCAAGAAAGAGCAGCUUUCGCCGAGCGUCUUCCGCUUUGUGUACCAGCUGCCCCACGAAACAGAUGUCAUUGGUAUUCCAAUCGGCCAGCAUUGUGCUAUCAAGGCUGAUAUCGACGGAAAAGAUGUCGCUCGAUCAUACACCCCAAUCUCUAAUAAUACAGACCUAGGCAGGCUGGAGCUGGUUAUCAAGUGCUACCCCGACGGCGCCCUCACUGGAAAGUACCUCGCCAACCUGAAGGUCGGCGAUAAGACUCUCUUCCGCGGCCCUAAGGGUGCAAUGAAGUACAAGAGGGGUCUCUGCAAGAAGAUUGGAAUGGUUGCUGGCGGCACUGGAAUCACCCCUAUGUACCAGCUUAUUCGCGCUAUCUGUGAAGACGAAAACGACACAACGGAGAUUAGCCUAAUCCUCGCCAACCGCACCGAAGAGGACAUUCUCCUCCGAAAGGAACUCGAAGCAUUCGCGAAGAAUUAUCCUAAGAACUUCAAGCUGUGGUACAUGCUCGACCAGCCUCCGCAAAAGUGGGCCUAUGGCAAGGGCUUCGUUACCCAGGCCGUUUUGGCUGCCAAGCUCUGGGAGCCUUCUCCCGACACCAAGGUUAUGCUCUGCGGGCCUCCUGGAAUGGUGAAGGCUGCCCAGACUGCUUUGGUAUCCUUGGGCUUCCAGGCUCCCGGAUCUAUUGCGAAAAUGACCGAUCAAAUAUUCCUCUUCUAG